AUUAUUAAUAAGAUACAAAAACAUUAACGAUGAAUUAACGAGGCUCAAGGCUAAAAAAAAUAAAGUUAUCAUAAGCAUUAUUUAAGAUAUCUUUUGCAUAAAUGAAAGUUUGGCUUGGAGAAAUUCCAUCAACUAUAUAGCUGAUGUUCUCUUUGAUUUAUCAAGAUUUGAGUAAUAAAUAAAAGGAACACUCUUCCUGUAAAAACAUAGAAAAAUAAAAAAAUAAAAAAAAAUUGAUUGUAUACAUAUUUAUUAGGAUUUUCUUAAAAAGAAUUCAUCUCUUCAAUGAUUUUUUUUACCAUUACCUAGCUUUGUAAAUUCCGAACCUGCAUGGACAUUAUAUUAAGAAAUAUUUUUAGGUGAACACUAUUCUAAUAAUUUCUUAAUUUUUCAACACUAUAUUGGCAAAUCGUUCUUUAAAUGUGUCAAUUAUUCUUAAACGAAAAAAAUAACCACUUUAAAUGUGUCAAUUAUUCUUGAACGAAAAAAGUAACCCAAUAAGCUGUAAUAAUUUAUGCAGGCUGUUACCCACACAGGCCAAGCCACUCUCAAUCUCAAAUAACACAGCAGUAGGAACUAGGAAACCCCCUUCAAAUAAAAACCACGAACUGUCCAUAAAACAAUUUUCAGAAAUCAAAUGUCUUUUGUCUGUCCGAAACUACAUCACUUCAACGGUCACUUUUUCCACUACUCACUGCUCAUUCGGUCAUUCUCAGCACAAAAAAGAAAAAAAAAAUUACUCAACAAGAAAAAAAUUACAAAUAAACCAGAAACCUGAAUUCAAACUCAAACUAACAAAGAUGGCGAAUUUUAUCAUCACUUUCUCUCUCUUACUCUCUCCCCUCCUAGCAGUAACCUUUCGGCCCGUUAAGGCCCAUUUAGAAGAAAAAGCAGUAAUACAGCAGCAGCAGCUAUGGUGUGUAGCAAAGAACAACGCCGAGGAUUCCGCACUUCAGCAGGCCUUGGAUUGGGCUUGUGGGCCAGGUGGUGCUAGCUGUGGCCCAAUCCAAAAUGGUGGGCCUUGUUAUGAUCCAAAUGAUCUUAUUGAUAUGGCUUCUUAUGCUUUCAAUGAUUAUUGUCUUAAGCAUGGUAUGAGUGAAGAGACUUGCAACUUCAGUAACACUGCUGCUCUUACUGCUCUUGAUCCAAGUCAUGGAAAGUGCAAAUAUGCUUCAAGUAUUUUCACUGCUGCAAAUUCUACCACCCCUUCAACUGCAGGAGUUAUCCCAGGCAGUGAAGACUUGAACGGGACCUCUCAGUUUGCUGCAAUAGAGGUUAGGACGUUAGCCCUCUUUAAUUUGCUUCUCGCAAUCUUUGUAUUCUCACUAUAACAGACGAGAAUUGGUGAGAAUUGGAUGUAUUGAGUGAAGCAAGUCAGUGAAAUAGAGCUAGGCUUAGAUCUUGCUAAUAUCAUUCCUGGAAAAGUUUUGUUCCCGGCUUUGAUUCUUGUAUCUUUCAUGAACAGUUAAUAUAUUUCGUUGGCACCUAUCAGGUUUGUAAAACCAAUUAAUAUAUUUUUGUUGUUGUGCAGUGUAAAUUAGUUCUUAUU
Chenopodium quinoa (quinoa) is the source of this 1549-nucleotide messenger RNA. RefSeq lists its product as uncharacterized. The transcript has 3 exons. Bases 462 to 1331 code for a protein of 289 amino acids. The record is from RefSeq and is a predicted model, not a curated record. Lineage: Eukaryota; Viridiplantae; Streptophyta; Magnoliopsida; Caryophyllales; Amaranthaceae.